AUGAUCGUUGAUCUGGGGGGUGCAGAGAAUAUUAUUGAGCUGUGUAUGAAGAAUAAGAAGAACAAGAACAAGGCCACCACUUCCAAAGGCCUAAUGGAUGUUCCCAUGGGACUUAUUGAACCAGAGGAGUUUUUGAAAGCAGCAGCUCAGGGAAAGAUGGAAGUAGUUGAGAAGUUUCUGGAAGAUGGAGGAGAUCCAAACACCUGUGAUGAGUUCAGAAAAACAGCACUCCAUCGGGCUGCUCUGGAAAAUCAUGCUAAAAUAGUGGAAAAAUUGCUGGACAAAGAAGCUGAUAUCAACUUUAAAGACAGGCUGGAUUGCAGGGCUAUCGCUUGCAGAGGUGGAAGUCUCUCAGCACUGAACGUUCUUCAGGACAGGGGAGCUGAUAUCAACGCCAGAGACAAACUGCUUAGCUCACCUUUACAUGUGGCCACACGGACCGGUCACAGCGACGUGGUCCAACAUCUUAUAGCCAGUGGAAUCAAUAUCAAUGCCAAAGAUUGGGAAGGAGACACAUCUCUACAUGAUGCGGUCAGAUUAAAUCGAUAUAAAAUUGUAAACAUACUGGCUGGAGCUGAUAUGCAGAUCAAGAAUGCUUGGGAAAGAGGUGUUGACUCAUUUGUUUUUUGA
Rhinichthys klamathensis goyatoka is the source of this 630-nucleotide messenger RNA. It is a transcript of the gene ankrd2, whose product is annotated as ankyrin repeat domain 2 (stretch responsive muscle). Lineage: Eukaryota; Metazoa; Chordata; Actinopteri; Cypriniformes; Leuciscidae. The record is from RefSeq and is a predicted model, not a curated record. Gene Ontology annotation, biological process: regulation of transcription by RNA polymerase II. Gene Ontology annotation, molecular function: RNA polymerase II-specific DNA-binding transcription factor binding. Gene Ontology annotation, cellular component: nucleus.